Rhagoletis pomonella (apple maggot) is the source of this 2337-nucleotide messenger RNA. RefSeq names its product latent-transforming growth factor beta-binding protein 4-like. Lineage: Eukaryota; Metazoa; Arthropoda; Insecta; Diptera; Tephritidae. The coding region runs from base 1 to 2337 and encodes 778 amino acids. Gene Ontology annotation, molecular function: calcium ion binding. The transcript has 10 exons. The record is from RefSeq and is a predicted model, not a curated record.
AUGGUGACGCGUCUGUCGUCGAUUGCUUUGCUAUGCUGCGCCAAUAGCGGUGAAGAGGUUCAAGCGGUCCGCUCGCGCGCUGCCUGCCCGCUGGUCGCCAACGAACAAUGCCACACAAUCAAGGUGGUCGCCGGAUCGCUACAAAUGGUUGGUCUGUUUGUUGGCGAAGAAGCGCUUGCUCCCACUGCAGCCAGCGGCGAGCGGCGGCAACUGACUAUUGCAUUCGAUCGGUUGACUGUACAUUCACAAAUCAAAACAAUACGAUCGGACCAAGCGCAUUUGAAAAAUAGCCGUUUUGGUGGCGAAGUAUUUUUUCUAAAUCUCGAAGAUGGCAAUUUCGGUUGUCAAGUUAAUGAGUCUACAGAUUAUUUACAAAUAUUCGAAUUAUCGAAAUUAUGCGACGGCAGGCGAGAUUGUUUUCUCGGUGCCGAUGAGCUGAGAGAUGAGCUCAAAUGCACAAAUGACUGUGAUAAGGAUGGCACUCAGUGCACGAAUGGUGUUUGCUUGAAUGGCGUUUGCCAUUGUAACGACGGCUUUGGCGGUUGUAAUUGCGUUGAGCGAGAUGAAAACGAAUGCAAAUAUCGUCCAUGCGACGUGUUUGCGCACUGCAUCAACACGCUUGGCAGCUUCACGUGUACCUGCUUUCCCGGCUAUCACGGCAAUGGGCUUCACUGCGAAGAUAUCGACGAAUGCCAAGAUCCUACGAUAAGAGCGCGCUGUGUCGCGAAUGCCGAGUGCUGUAAUCUGCCAGCGCAUUAUCUCUGCAAAUGUAGAGAUGGCUAUGAGGGCGAUGGUGAAGUGCUGUGCACAGACCUCGACGAGUGCCAAAGUCCCACUGCCUGCGGUACGGGUGCCCAGUGCAUCAAUACACCCGGCAACUACACCUGCGCGUGUCCCGAGGGCUAUCACGGCGACCCCUACUACAGCUGUACGGACAUCGAUGAGUGCAUACAUCCGAAUGUUUGCGGACCGGGCGCAAUCUGUACGAACCUCGAGGGCGGUUAUCGCUGCGACUGCCCAGAGGGUUACGACGGAGAUGCGCGCUCCGCCAGCGGCUGUGCGGACUAUGAUGAGUGCGGGCGUUCGCCAUGCGGCCGCAAUGCGCAAUGCUUGAACACAGAUGGUAGUUUCAAAUGUAUUUGCCCAGAUGGCUAUGCGGGUGAUCCAAGUCAAGGAUGUGAAGACGUCAACGAAUGUUCCACUAACAAUCCAUGCGGUUUGGGUGCUGAAUGCGUGAAUAUUGGCGGUAGUUUUGCGUGCAAUUGUCCGCCUGGCUAUACGCUCGAGUUUGAGCGGGAAUAUAGUCUGGGUGGCGGCGGAAUUUAUGGCGGCGGCAAUGGCACGUCGCUGAGGGUGACCGGUGCCGGUCUGGCCUGUGUCGACAUAGACGAAUGUAAUAUGGAUAAUGGAGUGGCCAAGUGUGGCACGAACGCUAAAUGCAUUAACUUUCCGGGCUCAUAUCGUUGCUUAUGCCCGAGCGGCUUUCAGGGACAGGGCUACUUGCAUUGUGAAAAUAUCGACGAAUGCCAAGAUACUACGAUAAGAGCGCGUUGUGUCGCGAAUGCCGAGUGCUGUAAUCUGCCAGCGCAUUAUCUCUGCAAAUGUAAAGAUGGCUAUGAGGGUGAUGGUGAAGUGCUGUGCACAGACCUCGACGAGUGCCAAAGUCCCACUGCCUGCGGUACGGGUGCCCAGUGCAUCAAUACACCCGGCAACUACACCUGCGCGUGUCCCGAGGGCUAUCACGGCGACCCCUACUACAGCUGUACGGACAUCGAUGAGUGCAUACAUCCGAAUGUUUGCGGACCGGGCGCAAUCUGUACGAACCUCGAGGGCGGUUAUCGCUGCGACUGCCCAGAGGGUUACGACGGAGAUGCACGCUCCGCCAGCGGCUGUGCGGACUAUGAUGAGUGCGGGCGUUCGCCAUGCGGCCGCAAUGCGCAAUGCUUGAAUACAGAUGGUAGUUUCAAAUGUAUUUGCCCAGAUGGCUAUGCGGGUGAUCCAAGUCAAGGAUGUGAAGAUGUCAACGAAUGUUCCACUAACAAUCCAUGCGGUUUGGGUGCUGAAUGCGUGAAUAUUGGCGGUAGUUUUGCGUGCAAUUGUCCGCCUGGCUAUACGCUCGAGUUUGGGAGGGAAUAUAGUCUGGGUGGCGGCGGCAAUUGCACGUCGCUGAGGGUGACCGGUGCCGGUCUGGCCUGUGUCGACGUAGACGAAUGUAAUAUGGAUAAUGGAGUGGCUAAGUGUGGCACGAACGCUAAAUGCAUUAACUUUCCGGGCUCAUAUCGUUGCUUAUGCCCGAGCGGCUUUCAGGGACAGGGCUACUUGCAUUGUGAAAGUUAG